AACCCAGUGACUAACGGAAGUGGACCGACGACUCCGCGAUGAUCAUCUACACGAACCCGGGAAAUCCGUUCGGAUUGAAGCUGCUGAUUUGUGCGAAAUUCGCCAAGAAGGAGGUGCAGGUGAAAACGGUGUCUAUAAAUGAUGCCGAAAUCAAGGACAUGAAGCACCUGCCGAUCCUGCAGCUGCCCAGCGGCGUCCAGCUGUUCUCGACGGAUGUGGCGGCAAAGUAUCUGCUGCAGGGCGAAACGCCCGUCAUCCAGCGGGACGAGUGGCUCGAGUGGUCCACGACGCGCCUGGCCCCGGCUCUGGCGCAUAACAUGGCCGUCGGAAGCCGCCAGGAUGCGAACGCGAAGCCGAUCCUGAACUCGCUGGUCAAGUUCCUGGACGAUUGCCUGAGCAAGAACACCUUUCUAACCGGGGAGAAGCUGACCUCGGCGGACAUUAGCGUGUGGAGCUUGCUGGCGCCGGACGGCACGCUGAAGGGGGCCCAGAACAUCGACAACUUGCUCCGGUGGUACCGGGCCAUUAAGGUGAUGCCGGAGGUGACGGCCGCGCUGGAGCAGCUUCCGCUGGCGGAGUUGAGCUUUGCCUCGCUGCAGCACUCGAACAAGUUUGGAGGGCUGCACCACAUCGUGCUGGAUCCGGAGAUCAUCGACUUUGAGGGCCAGGUGCUGAAGGACACUUCGGACAACAUUGCCGCGACGGUGCAGAAGGAGGAGAUCCAGGCGGCGAAGGAUCUGUUUGUGCCGGUUGUCGAGCGAGAAGUGGUUGAGGAGAAGAUCGUCCUGCCGAAGGCCGGUCAGAAGAACAAUCUGAUAACAUCGGCCCUUCCGUACGUAAACAACGUGCCACAUCUGGGAAACAUCAUCGGUUGCGUCCUCUCGGCUGAUAUCUUCGCGCGGUACUCGCGCCUUUGUGGCUACAACACGCUGUUCAUCUGUGGCACGGACGAGUACGGAACGGCAACGGAGACGAAGGCCCUGGCGGAGAAGCUCACGCCGAAGCAGAUUUGCGACAAGUACUUUGAGAUCCAUAACUCGAUCUACCGCUGGUUUGGCAUCGGCUUUGACUACUUUGGCCGGACGACCACGGCCGAGCAGACGCAGAUCGUGCAGGAGAUGUUCAUCGAGCUGUACAACGGCGGGUUCAUCGAAACGCGCGCGGUGGAUCAGCUUCUCUGUCAGAAGUGCGAUCGCUACCUGGCGGAUCGGUUCGUCGAGGGAACGUGCCCCCAUCCGGGUUGUGGUUACGAGGACGCCCGCGGUGACCAGUGCGACGCUUGCGGUAAGCUGGUGAACGCGAUCGAGUUGAUCCGUCCCCGUUGCAAGGUUUGCAACACUUCGCCCAUCAUUCGUCAGUCGAGCCAGUUCUUCCUGGAUCUGCCGAAAAUCGAACCCAAGCUUAAAGAGUGGGUUGACCGGGCUGAAAACGGAUGGACCAACAACGCUCGGGUUAUCACGCGCGCCUGGCUGAAGGAAGGACUCAAAUCGCGUUGCAUCACGCGUGAUCUCAAAUGGGGCAUUCCCGUUCCGCUCGAGGGCUACGAAGACAAGGUGUUUUACGUGUGGUUCGACGCCCCGAUCGGUUACAUGUCCAUCACGAGUCGCUACAGCAAAGAGUGGAAACAGUGGUGGCAACCGGAGCAGGACAAAAAGAUCGACCUGUUCCAGUUCAUGGCCAAGGACAACGUUCCGUUCCACUCGGUCAUGUUCCCGGCCACGCUGCUCGGCAUCGACAAGGGCCACACGCUCGUGUCGCACAUCAUGGCCACCGAAUAUCUCAACUACGAGGACGGCAAAUUCAGCAAGAGUCGCGGCAUCGGCGUGUUCGGUAACGACGCGUACGACACCGGCAUCCCGGCGGACGUCUGGCGCUUCUACCUCGCCUCAGCCCGUCCCGAAGGCCAGGACUCGAGCUUCAGCUGGAACGACCUCGCCGCCCGAAACAACAGUGAACUGCUCAAAAACGUCGGCAACUUUGUCAACCGCGCGCUCGUGUUCUGCGAAAAGUACUUUGACCAAACCGUUCCCCCAAUGGUCCUCAACGAAGAUGACUUCACGCUGCUUGCCCUCAUCAACCGUGAACUGCGCGGUUACGUCAACCAAAUGGAGCGUGCCCGACUCCGGGACGGCAUCCGUCACCUCCUGCAAGUUUCGCGCUACGGCAACCAGUACAUGCAAUCCGAGGAACCGUGGGUCCUAGUCAAAGGCACCGACGACCAAAAAGCACGCGCCGGCACCGUCAUCGGCCUCUGCGUCAACUUUGCCUGCCUCAUCGCCACCCUACUCUUCCCCUUCAUGCCAUCCACGGCACGCAACCUCUACGCCCAGCUCAACAUCAAAAGCGGCCACAUCAACCCGGACAAACCGCAAAUGCGCAUCCUAAUCCCGACCGGCCACAAAAUCGCCAAACCCGUCGUCCUCUUCAACAAAAUCGAACAGACCAAAAUCGACGAACUGAAGAAAAAGUACGGCGGAGUUCAGCAACCAGCCGCCACGGAACAAAAAGCCGUCGGCAAAGGUGGCAACAAACUGUUCAACUCGCUCGCCGAAGCGCAAAAAGCCGUCGACGAGCAGGCGGCCAAGGUGCGCAAGGUCAAGUCCACCGGCGCCGACAAGAGCGUCUGGCAGCCCGAAGUCAACAUUCUGCUCGAGCUGAAAAAGCAGCUGCAAACGCUCAGCCAGCCGCGCACCUCCGGAAGCCUCUCGGCCCUUUCAGGAUCGGACGCAACAGCGGCGGCGCAGCCGCCAAAAUCCGACCCGGACGCGGUAAAGACGCUCGAGGCGGAAAUUGCCGCGCAGGGUGAGAAGGUGCGCACGCUCAAGGGAAGUGGCGCGGAAAAGGCCGUCUGGCAGCCGGAGGUGGCCGUGCUGUUGGGUUUGAAGGAAAAGCUGGCCAAGCUGACGGGAGGGGCGCCGGCGGCCGCUGCUUCGGCAGGAGGAAAGAAGAAGAAUAAGAAGUAAGGGGGAGGACAUUGAAUCAUUACAGAACGAACGAAAGUGUGCACAUCCUCAAUUGGCUUUGUUAUGUUUAGUUGUGAGAGUUGACAAUUAUAAUUGUGAAAUUACACUGUGUCGUGCAGCAUUAUGAUUAAGAAUAAAUGGAUUUCCAGUGAAGUAAAAA
Molecule: messenger RNA, 3123 nt
Organism: Culex pipiens pallens (northern house mosquito)
Lineage: Eukaryota; Metazoa; Arthropoda; Insecta; Diptera; Culicidae
Gene: MetRS
Product: methionine--tRNA ligase, cytoplasmic
Exons: 2
Coding region: 39-2963 (974 amino acids)
Biological process (GO): methionyl-tRNA aminoacylation
Cellular component (GO): aminoacyl-tRNA synthetase multienzyme complex; cytosol
Molecular function (GO): methionine-tRNA ligase activity; ATP binding
Source: RefSeq, a predicted model, not a curated record